AUGUAUUACACACUUCAAGAGCUUAUUGUAAACCACCAGAGCGAGCAUGGUUUCAUCAGAGAAGACUGUGUCCUACCGGACUGGUCUCUUCUCCCUGUAGAGCUACUCCACAUCAUCUCCAAGAAUCUGGAUGACUGUUUCGAUGCUCUUCAUGCUCGCUCUGUUUGCGCCCUGUGGCGAUCCAUCUUUCCCUUUCCUUCUCACCUAUCACGCCCAAGUUACAUUCUUCCAACGCUCGAUAACAAAGGCUCGUGGAGCCUCGAAAGGAUCCCUCUGUUCCUCUUUAGACCCCGAGCUCUUGCUGCUUCUGAGUAUUUCUUGGGAGGGAUAAGGCGAGAUGAGGAGCCAGGGGAGGAGGAGGAACUUCCAUCUCCUAUGCAAUGCACAGUGAAAGUGGAGAUUCCAGGAUCAUCUGAUCGGAGGUUGAUGAAUAUGAAAGACUGCCAGAUCCUCCCUCUUGGCCAUCAGUACAGAAUGAUUGGUUGCAAUGCUAGAGAGUACAGAAACGUGGCUGUUCUUCCUCUAAACCAGGAGGGAGGAGGAGGAGAUUUUGUUGUUCUCCUUAACUUCACUAGAGUUAUGUUUGUGUUUAGAAGUGCUGAAAUGAGGUGGAGGCGGUUACAGCCAUUCACAGAUGCUACUUGCGAGGAAUUAUUCACUUUUACAGGCAAGUUUUGUGCAAUCUUUAUCAGCGGAGAGGUUUUCGCUUUCGAUCCUCAUUUCCUGGAACUGACUCCCCUGAAGCCCUUGGAGCUACCGAACUGUGGUUCAAGCAAUGAUCUGGUUCAAUCUGGCGACGAUGAACUUUUCCUUGUUGAGACAAUCAUCCCUCGUAAUGAUUAUGUGUUAGACUUCAAUCGGUUAACGCUAAGAGUGUGUAGGCUAGAUGUGGAGGCUGGUCAAUGGGUGGUGGUCACCGAUAUUGUUGUAGGCACAGGGGGGUAA
Molecule: messenger RNA, 945 nt
Organism: Brassica napus (rape)
Lineage: Eukaryota; Viridiplantae; Streptophyta; Magnoliopsida; Brassicales; Brassicaceae
Product: F-box/kelch-repeat protein At2g24250-like
Exons: 2
Coding region: 1-945 (314 amino acids)
Molecular function (GO): protein binding
Source: RefSeq, a predicted model, not a curated record